Molecule: messenger RNA, 1785 nt
Organism: Bipolaris oryzae ATCC 44560
Lineage: Eukaryota; Fungi; Ascomycota; Dothideomycetes; Pleosporales; Pleosporaceae
Exons: 3
Coding region: 1-1785 (594 amino acids)
Biological process (GO): L-serine biosynthetic process
Molecular function (GO): phosphoglycerate dehydrogenase activity; NAD binding
Source: RefSeq, a predicted model, not a curated record
AUGGUCGCUGUUAUGCAUACAAAGAAACGCAAAAUUCUCAUACCAGAAAAGGUGUCACCGGACGGCCUGGCUCUAUUGAAAGAUGAGUUCGAUGUGGACGAAAAGAAGGGACUCAGUCCUGAGGAGCUCAAGAGCAUCAUCGGCGAAUAUGAUGCACUAGUCGUUCGAUCCGAGACCAAAGUGACGGCAGAUCUUCUGAAGGCAGCUAAGAAUAUGAAAGUGGUAGCUCGUGCAGGCGUUGGUGUUGACAAUGUUGAUGUUCAAAGCGCUACUCAGCAUGGCAUCAUCGUCGUGAACUCACCCUCUGGGAACAUCAAUGCUGCAGCGGAACACACUAUUGCGCUGCUGAUGGCUGUUGCCCGGAAUGUGGGCGAUGCUUCACAAAGCAUCAAGGCGGGCAAGUGGGAGCGUGGUCGGCUUGUAGGCGUUGAGGCCAAGGGAAAGACUCUUGCUAUUGUGGGUCUGGGCAAAGUCGGUCUUACAGUCGCCCGGAUCGCUAAUGGCCUGGGCAUGAGACUCAUCGCAUACGAUCCCUACGCCAAUCCGAAUUUGGCAGCAGCGGCAUCAGUAACGCUCAAGCCUAGUCUUGCUGAGAUUUUGAAAGAAGCAGAUUUCUUGACGCUCCACACACCUCUGAUAGCUUCAACCAAAGGUAUGAUUGGAAAAGCCGAGCUAGAGACGAUGAAGCCCACUGCACGGAUUCUGAAUGUGGCACGAGGCGGAAUGAUUGAUGAAGAUGCUCUGGUAGAAGCUUUGGACGCUGGUAAGAUUGCAGGAGCUGGAAUCGACGUCUUUACUUCGGAGCCUCCUGAGCCAAACUCAUCUGCGACCCGAUUGAUCGCGCAUCCAAAGGUGGUUGCAACACCCCAUCUCGGUGCUUCAACCACAGAAGCACAAGAAAAUGUCUCAAUUGACGUAUGCGAGCAAGUGGUGUCGAUCCUGUCUGGAGAGCUUCCUCGCACGGCAGUCAAUGCCCCGAUAGUCCUUCCAGAAGAAUACCGCACACUCCAGCCCUUUAUCAAUCUCGUCGAGAAGAUGGGCAGUCUAUACACUCAACACUACUCCAGUGUCAAAAAAGAUUCCUUCCGCACAACCUUCGACCUAAUCUACGAAGGCAAACUCGCCACAAUCAAUACCACCAAGCCCCUCUUCGCCGCACUCGUCAAAGGCCUCCUAACCCCCAUCACCUCAAGCGAUGGUCUCAACAUCAACAUCGUCAACGCCGAGAUCCUCGCCAAGGAACGCGGUAUCCUCAUCAACGAACAGCGUUCCCGCGAAAACGUAGAAGACAAACCCUACGCCUCCUUCAUCACCCUCCGCGCCCGCGCCUCACGCUCCGUAUCUCAGCAAUCUCGCUCCAGCGUAUCAGCGCGCUCUACUACCGCCCGAGACAACAACAAUAACAGCACAGAAGACGACCAAAUCAUCCAAGGCUUCGUCUCGGGCAACAGACCUUUUAUUUCUCGCAUGGACAGAUUCAAAGGCGAGUUCGUACCGCGCGGCACGCUAAUCAUCUGUCGGAACUUUGAUUCCGUGGGCAAGAUUGGGUAUGUGGGGAAUUUGCUGGGGAAGGCGGGGGUCAACAUCAAGUUUAUGAAUGUGGCGCCGUUGGAUGAGGAGGUUGAGGAGCAGCGGGGGAAUGGGGGUGAUGGAGGUGAGGUGAAGGAAGGGGGGAGUAAGGAGGCAUUGAUGAUACUGGGGGUUGAUAAGCCGGUGGGGGAAGAGGUGCUGAAGAGGUUGAUUGGGGAGGAGGGGGUGUUGGAGGCUGGUGUGGUGAAUUUCUGA